CUUCUAAUGGCUGCCCCUUCAAUUUUUCUAAAGCCAACAAUCUUAACCUUUUAUAAAAUGACUAACAAGUGCUGCCCCUUUAAAUGCACAAAAGACCCUAAACAUGCUUAAAUAUCAUCUAACAACAUAACUUUUCAAUAUUGCAACAUAAGCCCAAAAGUAAAAUACCAAAAACUACCCAGUAAAGAAUUGAGUUUAUAAAACUAACAAAUUUGUACAGGAUGUUGAGUCCAAAUGAUUUGAUUUAAAGGUUUUGGCAGCAAAUAAAUGACAAACUUCUUAAUGUGUUUUAUGUUACAAUGGACAUUUAACAGGGCUGCUAAGCUAGAAGUGAGGUUGGAAUGGAUGGAGAAUGUAGUGAAAACCAUAAUGGGCCCAAUCCCAGCAAUCAAGUUCGAAAAGACGCGGCAGCGCAAGAUUUGGUUCAACAGCAUGGUGUUUGCUUACGCAGGCUGGGAAGAUGCAAGAAAUAAUCCUGUGAAAGCAGUCACCUUUGGGGAUGGAAGCCCCUUACCAGGUCAUAUCGUAUAUGACUGCCUGAAAAUACUUGACGAGGAAAGCGUUGCCAUACCUUGGCAGCAAGGUGACAUUCUGCUGGUGGAUAAUUUGGCAGUUUUACACUCUCGACGGCCUUUUAACCCUCCUCGCCGCAUUCUAGCUUCACUCUGCAA
This is a messenger RNA of Ilex paraguariensis (yerba mate), 671 nucleotides long. The record is from the annotation of a GenBank genome assembly. Lineage: Eukaryota; Viridiplantae; Streptophyta; Magnoliopsida; Aquifoliales; Aquifoliaceae.